AUGACGAACGCCUUAGAAGAGGCCCUAGAGAAUGCGGGCGGUCAUGGAAAGGCGGAUGAGGGAGAAUCAGUUUCAACCUUCGUGGCCUCGCUGGCGACGGCCUUUGUUGUCUUCGCAGUCGAGUUCUGCCUCUUCAUGGUACUGAAAGGCAAAUUGACUCGCAUCUAUCAACCACGCACAUACCUUGUUCCAGAUCGAGAGCGUACUACACCAUCGCCCCCGGGCCUUUUUCGUUGGAUGGGUCCAGUCUUUCGAACAUCCAGCGCCGAAUUCAUCCAAAAAAGUGGAUUGGAUGCAUACUUUUUCUUACGUUAUCUGCGCAUGCUGUUGAAGAUUUUCCUCCCUCUCGCAUUAGUGCUUUUGCCAGUACUUCUCCCUAUCAAUCGAGUGGGUGGAAAAGGAACUACAUAUGAGAAUGGUACGAGCGGAACUCGCUUUGAUGUGACUGGUCUAGAUCAGCUAGCCUGGGGGAAUGUAAAACCCACCCAAACCCAUCGCUAUUGGGCCCAUCUGGUCAUGGCAAUCCUGGUCAUAGUCUACAUUUGUGCCAUCUUUUUCGAUGAACUGCGCGGAUAUAUUCGGAUGCGACAGGCCUACCUGACUUCCCCUCAGCACCGACUACGUGCGUCCGCGACAACUGUGCUGGUCACGGCUAUUCCGGCUGAUUGGCUCACCAUCGAGGCCCUGGAUAAUCUCUUUGACGUCUUCCCAGGUGGCAUUCGAAAUAUUUGGAUCAACCGCAACUUUGAUGAGCUAAAUCAUAAAGUAAAAAGGCGAAACAAGGUAGCACUCAAGCUCGAAGCCGCGGAAACGGCAUUGAUUCGAAAGUGCAAAGAAGCCCACCUCAAACAGCUCAAGGCCGAGGACAAGAAAAACAAAAAGGACAAGAAAAUCAAAAAGGGUGACAUCAGCGCAGAGGAUCGAGAAAGGAUGGCGGCCGACAAACGCGCAACACAAAUGGCCAUGGGAGAGGGUGUAAGUUCGGGUAAUCCUCACCAGGCUCAUACAUUGGAGGAGGUUCUACACGGCGAGUCAGAAGGACCUCAGCGAAACACAUCAGCCGCUUCUCGGAACGGCAUAUUCAACCCGGCGCUAGCAGCAGCUGGAGCAGUCGGUCUAGGUGUUGGAAAGUUGGGCAAAACCGUCAUAGGUGGUUUGAAGAAGGUGGAAGGUGGCUUUGACCACACACUGGCCCGAAGUGGAGGCUUUGUUGAAUCCAUUCCUGAUGCAUUGCCACCUCGCCAAUCCACUCCCCAAGAAAACAACGACUACUCUCCUACCUACACCAUUGGCUCCGAAUUCACGCCGCACACCCCCACGUCCCAGACACCAGAACCAAUCCAGGUCGACAGUACUACCAGUCGGGACGGAAAGCCUCCACCUAAGCGGCCAUUCUGGAAAUCCCGCGGUUCUUCUUAUUCCAAGCAUUCGAAACAUGAUCCAGAGCCGGAUGAGCAUCCUCUUACUGCACCUGAUACUCCUGCCACCGGCGCAGAUCGCAAAGAAGGGUCCGAGAGCGAGAAGGCAAGGCAUCACAAGGAAGAGGCAGAUAAGGGGCCCCCAGAACAGUAUCCGAUUGCUUAUAACGAGAAAUUUGAGAAAGAAGAUUAUGGAGAGCCGUUGUGGAAGAAAUACAUCCAACAGAAGGACCGGAAAACAUGGCGUCUCCCUUGGUUCAAGUGGAGGAAGUGGCCAACGAUUUGGCUUAUUGGCAAGAAGGUUGAUACGAUUGACUAUUGUCGAAAAGAGCUCGCACGUUUGAACUUGGAGAUUGAAAUCGAUCAGCAGAACCCCGAGCGGUUUCCAUUGAUGAACUCCGCAUUCAUCCAAUUCAAUCAUCAAGUUGCUGCACACAUGGCUUGCCAGUCUGUCAGUCACCAUCUGCCAAAGAUGAUGGCUCCACGAAUUGUGGAAAUCUCCCCCGACGAUGUGAUCUGGGACAAUAUGUCUAUGAAGUGGUGGGAACGUUACCUGCGUACCUUCAGUGUCGUCACCAUUGUCUGUGCAAUGGUUGUUGGAUGGGCUUUCCCCGUUGCGUUUACCGGCUUGCUAUCGCAACUAUCCUAUCUAGAAGGCGCUUUUUCAUGGCUGGCCUGGCUUGGCAAGCUACCUUCCUGGUUUAUUUCAGCCAUUCAAGGUAUCCUGCCUGCUCUUUUCCUGGCUAUAUUGAUGGCAUUACUCCCACUGUGUCUUCGUUUCCUGAGCAAGAAACAGGGUGUGCACACGGGUAUGGCUAUCGAACUGAAUGUCCAGAUGUACUAUUUCGCCUUCUUGUUUGUCCAACUGUUCUUGGUCGUUACCAUUGCAUCAAGUUUCUCAACCAUCAUCGACAACGCUACUAAUGUAACGAGCUGGCCGACACUUUUGGCAUCUAACAUCCCAAAGUCUAGCAACUACUUCUUCUCUUACAUGAUUCUGCAGGCCAUGUCUGUCAGUGCAGGUGCUCUCAUGCAGAUUGUUAGCUUGAUAAGCUGGUUUAUCCUUGCUCCCAUAUUGGAUAAAACUGCCAGGAAGAAGUGGGCGCGCACAACCAACUUGAAUCAGAUGCAAUGGGGCUCAUUCUUCCCCGUUUACACCACAUUAGCUUCAAUUGGUUUGAUCUAUUCAGUGGUUGCACCUCUCAUUCUUGUGUUCAAUGUCAUCACUUUCGGUCUUUUCUGGUUCGUUUGCCGCUACAACACGCUUUAUGUUACCAAAUUCCGCUUUGACACCGGUGGCCUACUUUUCCCCCGGGCCAUCUACCAACUUUUCACCGGUCUUUAUGUCAUGGAAAUUUGUUUGAUCGGAUUGUUUUUCCUCGUUCAGAAUGAAGCCGGGGAGGCGUCUUGCAAAGGCCAGGGCAUCGUCAUGUGUUUUGUCCUUGCUCUGACAGCCGGAUAUCAACUCCUCCUCAGCGAUGCAUUUGGGCCGCUGCUCAGGUAUCUACCAGUCACCUUGGAAGAUGCCGCUAUUCAGCGAGAUGAGGAGUUUAAACGUGCCCAGCAUGCUCGGCUUGGACUUCCCAUGGACGAUGAGGAUGAGGAUGGGGAUGAACAGGGGCCGGUUGACCAUGGCAUUCCGCAUCCUGAAAGCGAUGGAGCUCACCAGGGCCGAGACAUUGAGCUCAAGGCUAUUGAUACCGACCAAGGAGGGCUUAAGGGUAACGGAUCGGGCGACUUACUCUCGACACCCAAGAUGGGUAGCAAAAGACCAUCAUGGGCCUCUCGGUCGUCCAACAGGCGGCGGUCUAAAUUCUUUGGGGCCAACUCCGCAACCUCUACUCCUACUAUGAAGUCUUUGCGAGAAACAAUGGCUCAUGACGCUGAGAUGGGAGAGCAAUUACCCAACAAGCUGGGUCAUUCUCUCUUUGCCGGUGUUCAUGAUGAAUUGGAGGAUCUCACCCCCGAUGAGCGCGAUCAGUUAGUGCAACGCGCAUUCCAACAUGAAGCUCUCCGCGCCAAGCGUCCAGUUAUCUGGAUUCCUCGUGAUGAUCUGGGGGUAAGCGAUGACGAAGUGUACCGCACACAGCGCUACAGCAAGCAUAUCUGGGUUAGCAACGAGUACCAAGCCCUGGAUGGCAAGUGCCGGACUAUCUUCAGUCGCAGUCCACCAGAUUUCUCAGAGAUUGACCUUAUUCAACUAUGA
Messenger RNA from Penicillium verhagenii, 3624 nucleotides. Its product is annotated as putative DUF221 domain protein. NCBI's taxonomy places the organism in Eukaryota, Fungi, Ascomycota, Eurotiomycetes, Eurotiales, Aspergillaceae. The record is from RefSeq and is a predicted model, not a curated record. The transcript is spliced from 3 exons. Gene Ontology annotation, cellular component: plasma membrane. Gene Ontology annotation, molecular function: calcium-activated cation channel activity. Bases 1 to 3624 code for a protein of 1207 amino acids.